This is a messenger RNA of Penicillium cataractarum, 684 nucleotides long. RefSeq lists its product as uncharacterized. The coding region runs from base 1 to 684 and encodes 227 amino acids. The record is from RefSeq and is a predicted model, not a curated record. The transcript is spliced from 2 exons. NCBI's taxonomy places the organism in Eukaryota, Fungi, Ascomycota, Eurotiomycetes, Eurotiales, Aspergillaceae.
AUGUCCGAGCUCGCAUUCGCCAAAUCUUUCCUCUCCUCGCUGGACUCUCGUCCCAUCAAGAUCCGUGCUGAUCAUGUCUUUGAUCCGGAACGAGUUGGCCUGCGCGUGCCGUACACCCUCCCCCGCUUGCAAGCCCCGCACCCGGAGAUGCCCAAGAAAACAAAGCAGACGCAGGCCCCCGGCGCUUCGAAAUCGGUCAAUAUCAAAGUCAAAUCUGCGCGGAACCCGACUCUCGAGUUCACUAUUACCAAUGCGCCCGUCACAACUACCUCCGUCCAAGACCUGAAAGAUGCCGUCCGGGAACGUGUCACAGAUGCGCAAGGAACCCCGGUAGCAUUGGAUAAGAUCAAGAUCCUAUAUCGCCGCAAGCCCGUACCAGGAACUGGGAAGACGGUGGCUGAGGUCUUGGCCGAUGAGCCCGAGAUGCUGACCGGGGGUAAAGAGGUUGAGUUCGGUGUCAUGAUUAUUGGAGGUGCACAGGUAAUUGAGGCAGUCGAGUCCCAGCCAGAAGCCGCCCCAGAAGAGGUACCCAAGCCAGCAGUCGGGCCCAGUGGUGCAGAGGUGUUGAAGACGGAUGCUUUCUGGGAUGAUUUGCAGGGAUUUAUGGAGCAGCGGUUGAAGGAUGCUGAUGAGGCGAAGCGCUUAGCAGUGCUCUUUAAGGGUGCUUGGAGCUCCAAUCAAUAG